UUGGGGAAUGGGGACGAGCUGUUUAAACCCAGGAUUGCUGGGCUGGACGCCUCUCGCUCCUCACCUGAACUCCCAGAUCCAAGGGGGCAGCCUAGGCACCGCGGGGUGACCUGGUUUCUGCCUCUUCCCGUGGGCAGGCGGCUGGCUGGAGAGAUGGCACAGCCAGGGGAAGCUGCCCUGCUGGAUUUGCGGCUGUCCGGGGGACAAGGCGCCUGUUGGAUCUGCUCCUAACUCGAGCCAUGGCCACAGCCAGCGCCAGGACCGUGUAACGAGCAGCCCCGCUGACUGGAGUGAAAUCAAGGAAGCUGCAACUCCAGGCAUUUGCUCGGGCUGGGGAAGUUCUUCAUCAGGUCCUGUCCUUGCCCCGGCUGGUGAAGGAAGCUGCCCUCCAGCUCCAAGCCAAGGACUUUCCUUAGGGGGGGGGGUGGUAGGCAGGGUUUCCUCCGGGGUGGGCGCCUGAAGUGAUUUCGGCUUGUUAGGAAGGGAACCAAAACCUCCCGAGCAUGGAAUUGUACUUGUGAGCUCCCUGGCUAACUCCUUGCUGUGCUGUGCAGAAGUAGCUGUCAAUGAAAGUGAAAGAUGAAGUCUCCCGUUCUCUUGGUUCUUGUGAUCUGUACAGUAGUCAGCACAAAUUUGAAGCUGGUAUCAAAGAGAAAUUCUGUUGAUGGUUGCAUUGACUGGUCAGUGGAUCUCAAGACAUACAUGGCUUUGGCAGGUGAACCAGUCCGAGUGAAAUGUGCCCUUUUCUACAGCUAUAUCAGGACUAAUUAUAGCAUGGCCCAAAGCACAGGUCUUAGGCUUAUGUGGUACAAAAACAAAGGAGAUUUAGAAGAACCCAUUAUAUUUUCGGAAGUUAGGAUGAGCAAGGAUGAAGAUUCAAUAUGGUUUCAUUCGGCUGAGUUGCAAGACAGUGGAUUCUACACAUGUGUUUUAAGAAACUCCACCUAUUGCAUGAAGGUGUCAAUGUCCUUGACAGUGGCUGAGAAUGAAUCUGGGCUUUGCUACAACAGCCAGAUCCGAUAUUUGGAAAAAUCAGAAGUCACAAAAAGAAAGAUCAUCUCCUGCCCUGAUAUUGAGGAUUAUAAAACAUCAAAUCAAGAGCCAGAAGUAGUAUGGUACAAGGAAUGUAAGCCAAGAAUGUGGAGAAGCAUCGUAAUUCAGAAAGGAAAUACUCUUUUAAUACAAGAAGUCCAGGAAGAAGAUGGAGGAAAUUAUACUUGUGAACUAAAGUUUGAAGGCAAGCUAAUACGAAGAACAACUCAGUUAAAGGUUACAGCUUUGCUCACCGACAAACCUCCAAAACCAUUGUUCCCUGUGGAGAAUCAGCCGAGUGUCAUAGAUGUCCAGCUGGGUAACCCACUAAGCAUUGCCUGCAAAGCAUUCUUUGGAUUCAGUGGCGAAUCAGGCCCCAUGAUCUACUGGAUGAGAGGGGAAAAAUUCAUUGAAGAACUAGAAGGUCACAUUAGAGAAGGGGAAAUCAGACUCCUCAAAGAACAUCUUGGAGAGAAAGAAGUGGAAUUAACAUUAACCUUUGAUGUUGUUGGGGAGGCAGACCUGGCUAACUACACCUGCCACGUGGAAAACCGAAAUGGACGUAAGCAUGCCAGUGUCCUUCUGCGUAAAAAAGAUUUGAUCUACAAAAUAGAGCUUGCCGGAGGAUUAGGAGCUAUCCUUCUCCUGCUUAUUUUGCUUGUGACUAUCUAUAAAUGCUACAACAUAGAAUUAAUGCUAUUCUAUAGACAGAAUUUUGGAGGUGAUGAAUCUAUGGAUGACAACAAGGAAUACGAUGCCUAUCUCUCUUACACCAAAUUGGAUCCAGAUGCAUCAGACUAUGAUAAUAACGAAGAGGAGCAGUUUGCACUUGAAAUACUGCCAGAUGUUCUCGAAAAACAUUACGGAUACAAACUCUUCAUUCCAGAUAGGGACCUGAUCCCUAACGGGACAUACAUUGAAGAUCUCACAAGAUGUGUUGAGCAAAGCAGAAGACUCAUUAUCGUGUUAACUCCAGACUAUGUUCUCAGGAGAGGAUGGAGUAUUUUUGAAAUGGAAAACAGACUCCAUAAUAUGCUAGUCAGUGGAGAAAUCAAAGUUAUUUUGAUUGAGUGUACUGACUUAAAAGGGAAAGUGAAUUACCACGAAGUGGAAUCUUUAAAGCACACCAUUAAACUUCUCUCAGUGGUCAAGUGGAAAGGACCAAAAAGCAGCAAACUGAAUUCUAAGUUUUGGAAGCGCUUAGUCUAUGAAAUGCCAGCAAAGAAAAAAGAGGUUUUAUCUCGGCGCCAAGUCCUGGACUCUGCAGAACAGGGACUUUUUGGAGACCUCCAAACUGUUCCGUCUCUAGCUAUGACAGGCACCUCUACCACUUUCAUAGCAUCUCAAGCAGAUCUAACUGACUACCAUCAAACCGAUUCCAUGCAAAUGAGACAUUAUUGCAGAGGAUACGAGUAUGACAUGUCAGCUGCAACCAUGCCAAUAGCUUCCAUAAGUAAUCACCACACCUACUGUAACAUACCCUUGACACUACUAAAUGGACAGCUACCUCUUAAUAAUACCAUGAAGGAUACCCAAGAAUUUCACAGGAACAACCCAUUGCUACCUUUAUCAUCCCAGGAGCUUAGCUUCACAAGUGAUAUUUGGUAAUGAAGAUGAGAACUCUUUUGAGAUGCUUUCUGAGCACCAUGAAGACAGAUUUUUAAAGAACAUUAAAUUGAUGCCACGGGGUGCCGAAUCAUAUUUGAGGCAGAGGCACAUUUACUCACUUUUAUACCUGAACUUUUUUGUUUACAUUUCCAAAUUACUGACAAAGGGACCUUCUUUUGUAGUUCAAUAUGUAGUUCAGAUAACUUAAUGUACAGUUUUCUUGAUUCUUUGAAAGGGGAAAUAUAUCCUUUGAUUUUAACAUAUAUGUUUUACAGCCUGGUAUGGAUGGAAGUUCAAUACCGUAUAUGAUCUCUGACAACCAUCUUUAUGUAAUGGCAUUUCAACUAUUUACACAGAAUUUUUUAAAAAAGAAACUAUAAGCUUUAGUACAGAUUGCAAAUUCUAAACUUAACAUGCUAUAAAAGAAAAUAUGUCUUUGUAGAGCACACUGGAUGAGCCAUUCUCCAAAGAAAACCUUAGGAAGCACUUCCCAUAAGGUUGUCACAAGUACAUUUUAGAAGAUGCCCAGCUGAUACAACAGUGUGGAUGAAGAGCUACUAGCUUUAUCAAUAAAGUGCACAGUAACUGCAGAAUAAAUCACAUCAGCAUCCAUUCAUUUUGUUAUUGAGGCAUAUCUUAUUCCUAGCAGAUGGUUAGCGGUGUGUUUUUAUUAACAAAUUGUUAGAAUAUUGUCAGCUGUUUAGGAUGAUUUCAAACAACUUUUCUGAGGUUUAUUAGAUUUCACAAAUGUUACAGUUUUAAAUGGAAUUUUUUAAAUACCUUAAGUACAAACUUCAUUGUCUGUUAACAAAAUCAUGAUUUCUUAAAAUCUCCUCACGUGUUGUAAGAUUUGUACUAAUGGCCAUGUACUUUUACAUAUUUUUUUCCAAAAUUGAAACAGUUGCAAUUUAAAAUGUACACGUUACUGAGCAUAUUAGCAGUAGAAAAUUAAUACAGCAAUAUUCAGAGAUCAAGAGCUAAAUUAUUCAGGUUUACUACUAGUAUGACUUCAGUUGCAGUGAUAAUCAUCUGAAAUGUAGUUAUGAAAGAGAAUAUGCUGUCUCUAUAUCUACCUGUCAAUUUAUAUAUCUUUUACUAUGGCUCAAGCAUAAGUAUUUCUUUUAGCAAUGCUUCUAGCGAUACAUUAUGUAGAUUGGGUUGCUUAAGCAGCUCUUAAGGUCAGUUCAUGCAUCUCUUUCUCAUGUGAGUAGUUUAUGUGUCAAAUGAGAAUAAUGCUACUUAUCCUUCUUGGUAAGCAUUCUGAGCUCCAAGGAUGACAAUCAUUCUCCAAGUCCUAAGUAUCAUUAAUUAAUUAGUUCUUAAUUAGGAUUUGUAAGGACUAAUCGCGUGAUUAAGGGUUAUAGAAUUGGGCCAAUGGAGACAACAGCGUUUGAAGAAAAAGUUCAAGGAACCAAUUCUGCAGUUCUUAGCGAGGCAGAAUUCCCAUUGACUUUAGUGAGAGCAUGCCCAACAUGAGAGUUUUGCCUCCAUAAGGGCUGCAGGAUCAAAUCCAGAAAUAUGUGUAUAGAAGGCAAUGUUGCCCCAAUUUUAAUAGCUUUUUCAGUCUUGCUGCUUUUUGAUUGCAUAAGUUAAAGUUUGCACUCUGCACCUAGCUUCCCAUGGUUCAAUCCGUAAGCAAGGUAUAGUAAAUUCUCACAUUUUGCAAAUGUUUCUUAAAUCAUAAGUACAGUAAAAUUAAAAUGAAUACCAACUUAAGAUCUAAAGAAUUAAGUAUUUGCCCAAAAGGUCAUAAGAAUGAACUCAAAUGUGCAAUAAUCCGUAAAGUUCUGUAUUUUUCCAUUGCUUCUCUCACACUAUUUAUCAACUUUCUCUUGCACCCCUUCACACCCGUUAUGAACUGGAAUAUUUUCAUUCUGUUCUCAAUAAUACAGGUUUAUUUUGUUUUUCUAAACAUACAUGCAUUUGACACUAACAUUAAACGUGGAAACCUAGAAAUGAUAGUCAUUUAUUACAAAUGUGAAACUAUAACUUACUCUUUUGUAAAGUUAAGUUCAACAUAUGUAGGUAUUUAAUAUAAAUAUUUUUCUAUUGAGAAAGAAGGUGAUUUUGCCUCCAUUAUAAAUACAUGUAUUUAAAAAAAAUGAAAUUUACAACCUUUGCACUGUUUUAUAAGUGUUACAGAUUGUAUUUACACUGGUUAUGUUCUUUAAUGCAAAGUGUAACUUAAAAAAAACUAAAACAAAAUUCUGCAUGAAGAGAGUUGCAUAUGUUUAAGUGAAAAGCUGUACUUUAUUUUCAUUUUCACAUUAUUCUAAAAUCUUCUUAAUUCACAUAGAAUGUUCAGUGAGAUUUUUAAACCUACUAAUUCUGUAUUGAGCAUGCAAACUCUGAAAACAUAUGCAGGUCUAUCUGCCUCUUUUAUUUACAAUGAUUAAACAUGGGUAUCAAUUUCA
This is a messenger RNA of Dermochelys coriacea (leatherback sea turtle), 5054 nucleotides long. It is a transcript of the gene IL1RAPL2, whose product is annotated as interleukin 1 receptor accessory protein like 2. The record is from RefSeq and is a predicted model, not a curated record. Gene Ontology annotation, biological process: signal transduction. The transcript is spliced from 12 exons. NCBI's taxonomy places the organism in Eukaryota, Metazoa, Chordata, Testudines, Dermochelyidae. Bases 580 to 2640 code for a protein of 686 amino acids.